UCAAAUAAUGGAUGAAUCUAAUACGGAUGAAAAAUCAUCAAAUUUUCGUUAUCAUCAAUUAGAAAGUGAAGAUAGUUUUGAUGGUGAUAAUACAACUAAUCAACAAUGUCCAUUUAAAUUUAAAGUUACAUCCGAUUCACCUCCUGGUCAAUCAUUUUCAUCAACAUCUGGAAAUGAACAAAAUAUUACUAAUGAACGUAGUGGAUCUGGUUCUGGUUCUAGAUCCGGUUCACGUGCAGGUUCUACUGGACAAGUUUGGGAUCAAUAUUAUGGAAAUAAUCAACAUCGUCCUUCAUUACCAUUUCAUUCAUCAUCAACAUCAAUUAUAUUUGAUUAUUAUCGUCGUUCAUCGAUUGGUGUUGAACAUUUACAUUCAUCAACAGGAUCGACUGGUUCUGGUUUUUGGAAUUCCAAUGCAUGGCUUUCACCAAUAUCGCCUGCAUUUCAACAUGGUAGUACCAGUGGUACUAGCAUUGCUGGACCUAGUUCCGGUGCAAUAAUCGGUAGACGACGAUCAUCACAUCCUAGAAUUUGUACAUUUAAUUGUGCCAAUUGUCGUAAAUUAAUGUUAAGUUCAGUUUCUGAACGUAAUCUUAAUCAAAUCGAUCCUGUUUCAAAUACAAAUUCUUGUGAUCAAUCAGUUAGUGGUUCUGGUCCUGUAACUGUAACUAGUAAUCUAAUAACAAAAUUAGCACCAUAUGAACAAACACAGAGCUUAAAUAAUAGUGACCAACAUUUAUCAACAAUAUCAUCAUCAGGUUCAACAUUAGUUUCAUCAGCAAUUGAAAAUAAAUUUAUAACAACAACAACAACAACAACAUCAACAACAAAUAAUAAUAAUGCUGAACAACAACAUAAUGGUCAUCUAUCAAAAUUGAUUGAUGAAGAAACUUCCGAAAUUAUUAAUCAUGACAUAUCUACA
This is a messenger RNA of Dermatophagoides pteronyssinus (European house dust mite), 922 nucleotides long. RefSeq lists its product as uncharacterized. The record is from RefSeq and is a predicted model, not a curated record. Gene Ontology annotation, biological process: cGMP biosynthetic process; intracellular signal transduction; receptor guanylyl cyclase signaling pathway. Gene Ontology annotation, cellular component: plasma membrane. Gene Ontology annotation, molecular function: guanylate cyclase activity; adenylate cyclase activity; peptide receptor activity. NCBI's taxonomy places the organism in Eukaryota, Metazoa, Arthropoda, Arachnida, Sarcoptiformes, Pyroglyphidae.